AUGGCGAACGUAGUCACCCACCCGUACCUCCAGGUGGAUUUCCACCGUGGCCUGGUCAACCACUCCCCAUCUCCUUUGGGGUUCGGCUUUGGCCUCUCAACGAACAUGCCUGGGUGGUCCACCACGCCGAUCAGCGCUUCGCCAUCACCGUGGUCUUUCCCCGCCAUUCAAUCUAUACAGCCCCGCACAGCCAAGAGGCGUCAUGAACCAGAAGAAGAAUCCGAGAAUAAACACUUGGACGAUGCUAUGGACAGGAGUCCGACUCCGGAGCGCCCAAAGCGCGCCGCACCGAAACGGGCCCGCACUACGGCUGCGGCGGCCACAACCGGGCGGGAAGAUAAGUUAAGUAAAGAGAACAAGCCUCCAUCUGCGACUGAUGAGGACGACGUCGAUGUGGGAGUUCUGCUCGCGAGUUUACCCUCAGAUUCGCUUUUGCCUCUGUUGACAUCGCUCCUGUCGUCGCAACCGUCGCUGAAGUCUACGGUGUUGUCACUUAUUCCUCGGCCAACCAUUGAUACCGCAGUGCAAGCGUUAGCAAACUCCGCCAAGAAGCUACGCGACGCAUACCCUUACUCCAGUACACCAUUUUCAACUCCGUCGACUUCGUAUGGGUUCAGCAGUGGUGCAUUUGCAAACAGUCGACAUCCGCACGCGUCGUCCACUGGUUUUGGGUUUGGGCGGGGUCCUCCAGCGCCAGUUUUCAGUCCCCAUGCCGGCCACCACAGUGGAGGAAUGCGCGACGAGUACAUCCUCUCCCGCCUGAGACCACACAUCACAGAAUUCGUGUCUGCCUGCCUUGCGUACCUUCCCUACUUCUCAUACGUCGCGGUCCAGGUACCUUUCCUAUCGUCAUCUAAGCCGCAUCAUACCCACGCAUCGGCCCUUCAGUCUCAGCACAGAGACAAAUCACACCCAUCAGAGACGUUCCUUUAUCUAUCCACCCUCACUAGCCAAUUCUUGUCGCAGCCGCCGCUCACGCAGUCUGCCCUCGUUCCUUUAAUCUUCCCUCGACUGACGGAAGAGUGGACAGCAUGGGUUGACCGUGUGGACCAGGUUGUCAACCGGGAGGGAGGAAUGUUCGGUGAGGAGACGGUGCGCAGCUGGGAGAGGGCUCUGGACGAGUUUGCGGAGGCGAAGGGUAAUGGGAUCGAGAGCAUGAGGGACAUCCGGGAUCAGUGGGUUCAGAAGGUCGGGUGGUUGGUGGGGAGACAGCCCAUGGAGGAGGAGUUAUAA
Sparassis crispa is the source of this 1233-nucleotide messenger RNA. RefSeq lists its product as hypothetical. Gene Ontology annotation, biological process: nuclear protein quality control by the ubiquitin-proteasome system; proteasome localization. The record is from RefSeq and is a predicted model, not a curated record. NCBI's taxonomy places the organism in Eukaryota, Fungi, Basidiomycota, Agaricomycetes, Polyporales, Sparassidaceae. The coding region runs from base 1 to 1233 and encodes 410 amino acids. The transcript has 2 exons. Gene Ontology annotation, cellular component: nucleus.